CAUGUCAACUCAAUAGUCAUAUCUUCCUUAAUUCCUUCACUCUAUCUUUCUUCAUUCUUCAUUCUCCAUUCUCUUGCCCUAUUUACCAAUUACCAUCUCUCAACAAACUAAACUAAACAAAACCAAAUCAAAUCAAAUCAAUGGACACCGCCACCACCAACGAUCCAGCCGCCGCAGCCGCCCCGAGCCGCUACGAGUCUCAGAAGCGGCGCGACUGGAACACCUUCGGACAGUUCCUGAGGAACCAGCGGCCGCCGGUGGAGCUCCACCGCUGCACCGGCGGCCACGUGCUGGAUUUCCUCCGGUACUUGGACCAGUUCGGGAAGACCAAGGUCCACCUCCAGGGCUGCCCCUUCUACGGGCAGCCCGACCCCCCUGCCCCCUGCGCCUGCCCGCUCAGGCAGGCGUGGGGCAGCCUGGACGCACUGAUCGGGCGGCUGCGCGCCGCCUACGAGGAGCACGGCGGGCCGCCCGAGGCGAACCCCUUCGCGAGCGGCGAGAUUAGGGUUUACCUGAGGGAGGUGAAGGAGUUUCAGGCAAAGGCGAGGGGGGUUUCUUUUAAGAAAAAGAAGAAGACUAGGAAAAUGGAUGAUCAGUCGACUUCCUCUACGACGCCGUUUUCGUGAGAUUUUCGAUCUAUUUUUGAGGGAGAGAAAAGCACACAUACAUAAUGGGAAUCCAGUGGAUCGACCAACCCCACUGCCAGUUCAUUAGGAUCGAAAAGCUCCACUAAAUUCAGUCUAUGAAGCUAUGGCCGAUACCAAGGGUUGGGUGAACUUUCGUUCAUAUGUUACUUUAGUGUGUCUGAUCUGUAGACACAGUAAUACUAUGUGGCAAGAUCCCCCACCAAAUUGAGUAGCUCUUGUAUUUGCAUGUCAGAUUUCCAUUUCUUGAGCAUCUUUUGAGAUUGUGGAAGAUCUUUUGCCCCCACAAAUAGUCAAUUGUGAUAGAGGGUAUAUGUUAAUUAAAUCAAGAAUGUGACACAAAUUAUUAUA
Salvia splendens (bonfire salvia) is the source of this 995-nucleotide messenger RNA. RefSeq names its product protein LIGHT-DEPENDENT SHORT HYPOCOTYLS 10-like. The transcript is spliced from 2 exons. Gene Ontology annotation, biological process: mRNA transcription; response to light stimulus. The coding region runs from base 141 to 626 and encodes 161 amino acids. Lineage: Eukaryota; Viridiplantae; Streptophyta; Magnoliopsida; Lamiales; Lamiaceae. The record is from RefSeq and is a predicted model, not a curated record. Gene Ontology annotation, cellular component: nucleus.